This is a messenger RNA of Sus scrofa (pig), 3229 nucleotides long. RefSeq names its product gamma-aminobutyric acid type A receptor subunit pi (gene GABRP). Gene Ontology annotation, biological process: monoatomic ion transmembrane transport. Gene Ontology annotation, cellular component: membrane. Gene Ontology annotation, molecular function: GABA-A receptor activity; extracellular ligand-gated monoatomic ion channel activity. NCBI's taxonomy places the organism in Eukaryota, Metazoa, Chordata, Mammalia, Artiodactyla, Suidae. The record is from RefSeq and is a predicted model, not a curated record.
CACCCACCUGCCUAUCUGGUCUGUCCUGCAGCUCAGUCUUUCCCACAGGGAGAGCCACUCCAUCGGAAAGUGGCUGUGCGCCUGCAUCCCAGGGGUCAGGGCUGAUGAUGGAGAGAAUCUCAGAGGCCCAGAAGACCAUGCUGCACCUGAAAGCCCAGCCUGAAGACCUAAAGGACCUGUCCUAACAGAGCCUUGGCAGCUGCCGGGUGAUUUCCGACUUUGGCCCUGCUCCGUGUAAGCAGCCCUCGACAUGAGGCAGAGUCUCCGCUGGACCUUCCUGUGUCUGACUCUCUUCACUGGCAGGAUGUGCAUCCGGGAGAAUCAGUUUCACGUCGAGGCCAGCAGAAGUGACAAGCUGUCCCUGCCUGGCUUUGAGAAUCUCACAGCAGGAUAUAACAAGUUUCUCAGGCCCAAUUUUGGCGGAGAACCUGUUCAGAUAGCACUGACCCUGGACAUUGCAAGUAUUUCUAGUAUUUCAGAGAGUAACAUGGACUACACGGCCACCAUAUACCUCAGACAGCGCUGGACGGAUCAGCGGCUAGUGUUUGAAGGCAACAAGAGCUUCACUUUGGAUGCACGCCUGGUGGAGUUCCUCUGGGUGCCGGACACUUACAUCGUGGAGUCCAAAAAGUCCUUCCUCCACGAAGUCACCGUGGGAAACAGGCUGAUCCGCCUCUUCUCCAAUGGCACAGUCCUGUAUGCUCUCAGAAUCACAACAACCGUUGCAUGUAACAUGGACCUGUCUAAAUACCCCAUGGACACACAGACAUGCAAGCUGCAACUAGAAAGCUGGGGCUAUGAUGGCAACGACGUGGAGUUCAGCUGGCUGAGAGGGAACGACUCUGUGCGUGGGCUGGAAAACCUGCGGCUUGCUCAGUACACCAUUCAACAAUAUUUCACCUUAGUUACCAGAUCGCAGCAGGAAACAGGAAAUUAUACACGAUUGGUCUUACAAUUUGAACUUCAGAGGAAUGUCCUAUAUUUCAUUUUGGAAACCUAUGUUCCUUCCACUUUCCUGGUGGUAUUAUCCUGGGUUUCAUUUUGGAUCUCCCUUGAUUCAGUUCCUGCAAGAACCUGCAUUGGAGUGACCACCGUAUUGUCGAUGACCACACUGAUGAUUGGGUCCCGCACUUCUCUUCCUAACACCAACUGCUUCAUAAAGGCCAUUGAUGUGUACCUGGGAAUCUGCUUUAGCUUCGUGUUUGGGGCCCUCCUGGAAUAUGCCGUUGCCCACUACAGCUCCUUACAGCAGAUGGCAGCCAAAGAUAGGGGGAAGGCGAAGGAAGUGGAAGAAGUUAACAUUACUAACAUCAUCAACAGCUCCAUCUCCAGCUUUAAAAGGAAGAUCAGCUUUGCCAGCAUUGAAAUUUCUGGUGACAACGUUGACUACAGUGACCUGACAAUGAAAACCAGUGACAAGUUCAAGUUUGUCUUCCGAGAUAAAAUGGGCAGGAUUGUGGAUUACUUCACAAUUCAAAACCCAAGUAAUGUUGAUCGAUAUUCCAAACUACUCUUUCCUUUGGUUUUUAUGCUAGCCAAUGUAUUUUACUGGGCAUACUAUAUGUAUUUUUGAAAGUAUGGUGAAUUGUUUGCAUGCCAUAGGUCUUCAGCAGAAUAAGGUAAUGAUGUAAACGAUAUUCUAAGCCAAAUGUGCACCCUAACCCAGUGGUGCUACGAGUGACUAAAAUAACAUUUGAGCAUUUCUCCGCAAAGAAUGGACCCUCAAGGAUUAUUUACAUGUGUAGAAGUCCUAGCAUUACAGAGUCUUGUAAUAGAAAUAUCAACCUAUUCCUUUUCAUCCUUAUGAAAGACAUCUCCUUGGAGCCCAAGAUUACAAACUUAUCAGGCCUACUGCCCAGUGCUCCCUGGUCUGCAUUUAUCUCAUAUAAAAAACAAGAAAGAGGCCAUUACAUGUAUUGAGUCAAGUGUCAGAGGUUGUUUCUGAAUUAAUCAUACACACUAUUUACCAAAUCUCUACCAUGCUUAUAAAAUAUAUUGUUGCCUAUUUAGGGGGAUAACAUUUUCCAGCUUUUGGUUUUUUUUGUCUUUUUUUUUUGUUUUGAUUAAAAUGAAAUGCAGGCUUAAGUCCAUUCACUGGAAGUCACUGCAUUAAAUACCAAGAUGAGUUUUUCAUAUAGUAUUUAAUGCCACAGCAGAACUGUCCCCAUAUUCCAACAAGUCCUACCACUGAAAAACAAAUGUAAGUGAAGAAAAAUUUAGUGGGGCAGUAAUUUCAAACAUAAAUCUCUUGUUUCUAAGAUAGAAUAGAUUCCCCAAGCUCUGGAAAUUUUUCCCCCCAUUUGACAUGUCUCAUUCUUUUACUAUUAUAUGCUAGCCAGUCCUAAACAAUGCUAAAGCCCUUUCUCCACAUCAUGGGAAGAAAUAGAGAAACAUCUUUUUACUUAUGCUAAGAAUCUUAAUAUGGACAGUUGCCAGGAAGCCUUGCAGAAUCAAGUCCAAUUCUAUUUGCUACUCUGACACCAAGGAACACUUUGCCAGCAGCAGAUCCUCACAUCCUUCCAAGAGGCACUUUUAUGCCUAGGCUGCCAUGAUCAGGAAUGAUCUUACUAGAUAAUGAACUGCAUUACUCAGAAACAAGUGACUUAUCACAAGUCAACUUGGCCUUUCUCAGAUCCAUGAUCUUUCCAGCUGGACUACUUUGAGUGGCUUAUCCUGCAUGAGUAGAAUAUUGGUCCUGGGUCCUGAGCUUUCUGAGUAAUAGUGGGACUUGUUAUAGAACCUACAUCUGGCUACAGGUGAGCCAUCUUCCAAGUCCAGCCGCCUUCACCCUAAUGUAAGAAGCACCUUAUGUGCAUCCCUGACUCUUGGCCGAGCUCAGCCAACAGUACCAUAAAUGGUGGCUGGUGAGUGUGCCAUGACAAAGGCUUUUGGUUCAGGCUCAGUGUUUUCAAAGAAUCUUGACCGUAUUUAAUUUUUUAGCUUCCUUUCAUAAUACGUGUAUUCAUUUACUCUUCCUUUCAGAAAUAAACCAUAGCUUUGGAGGAUCAUCUCUCUUCUAGAAUCCCCUGUACCCUAGGCUCUCAUCCUUUCCUCCCUUUAUGAUACUUCUCGCAUACAGUUUCCAUGAGUUUGAUCACCUGAGUGUUUAACAAAAUGUUUCUGAUGGGAAUGGGAGAAUUUAAAGAGGUGGAAUAUGACUGUAUGGUUCAACCAUAUUUGUGAUUCUUUUUAAAAAGAUUUAAAAGGAAAUAAAUGCCCUGAAACCCCA